UGGGUUUUUUUAGAAAGUCAAUAGUCUGCAAUAUACUCAAAUGAAAAAAAAAAAAACAGUCAUAGGCUAAAACUGCAAGAUGGCUGCCGCAUUAGAUGACAGCAUUUCUUACGGACUAAAGGAGACCCUUGAUCAUGUGUUAAAACGGGAAGUGUUUCCAGUGAUCGUCCGAGUGUGCGAAGAUUUCAUCAACGCGACAAUGGAGGGACGCGCAGUGAUACAUGGCGGCGAAGAGCUGCUUAUCACAGGACGGCGGACCGUGGAGCUUGGUCGCGUUCGUGUGUUGGACGUUUUGGACAAAGAGGCGGCGCGGAAGGCUCACAAUGAUGACUUUGUUGCUGAUAGGAGACUUUUUGUUGGGGAGGAGUAUCUACUUCCACUCAAGGUCCCGUACAAGCUGAAGUUUGUACAUAGGCCGGGAAAAAGUAGAAGAUAUGCAACAGUGUCACAGGUUAUAAAGGACAUGCCUCGGCGACUACACGUGGACAAGGAUGUAAUGUCAGUUCCACCCGGAGGCACUGGUCAGAACAUUCUCAUCCCUCGGGGCACCGUGCUUAACGUCAAACGAGUGUUCUCAUACUCACUCAAUAAAGAGAAGUAUCUCCAAUGUACGUUCGGGACUCAAAACGUUUCUUUCAAAGAGUCCAUGCGGGUAAAAUUUACAGCUGUUGACGACGACUCGGAAUAUACUCUAGUGUAUGUUCAAAAAUCCAAUAUCCUUCCUUCAGUUUUUGAGUUCAUAUGCCCCAAGCAAAACGAUGUUGUUCACUUUGAAAAUGACAUCGCGAGUUGUACAUUGGCCAUUGUAGGAGGACCGCUAGAACUUUCAGCCAUCAUCAAAGCCAAUGUUCUAAUCUGCUGGAAGCGAGAAAAGAAGAUCCAGUCCUACAGCACGGUGAUAAUUCCCGUUUCACUUGAGAAUACCAUAGCAGUCCAACAAAGAAAGUUCGAGGAUGCCAAUUUUAAAGCAAGCUACAUUGAAAAGCGUUACUGUGAAUGCUCGGGCUCCGACUUUAUCGAGACUGGCCUUUUUAUGAUAAAUCCAAAUCAAAUGGGCGUGGCAUACUUGAAAAGUCCGAACCUCUAUGUCUACGAUGACGGACGGGAACGGAUUCGUACUCCUAGAAAGGGGAUUAGAUACAACGUUUCUUCGGACGAAGGCAGCGAGGAUGAUGGUGAUGAUGAUUACUAUGAUAUCGGACCGCCAUUACCAGACAGAACCCCGCACCUCGGAGAUCAUGAACAUAAGAUACCGGUUCAAACGAGGAAAAAAAAGAAAUCAAUAUUCAAGACUAUUCAAGACGAUCUAAAACAUAUUUUCUCCAAAAAACACGCAUUGAAAACCAAAAACCAAUCACACAUAGUUGCACGAGCCGAACACACAACUGAUGAACAUAAAAAUGUUUACAACCUUCACUUGUCACUAGCAGUGCCAAAAGAACAAGAGCGCCAGGAUAACGAAUCUGGAGAUGAUUAUGAAGAUCCGAACUUGGAUGUCGUAAUGGCUGGUAAUUGUUCCGAUGGCUCGGAUAGUCCAGGGGUUUAUGAGAUUCCCGAAUCAAUAGCUGAAACUACGACUAAAACAUCAAUUUACAAAGAUCGCUUGCCACUUGCACUGCCGAAAGAGCAAGAGAGAGGGGACAAGGUUGAGGUUGAGCAUGAUUAUCCGGACAUGAAUGGCGUAAUGGCUGGGAGUCAUAAGCCUCCCGCGAGAGAAGAAUUGCCUUCUGACAUACAAAGUGGUUAUCGUUCUGAUGACUCUGAUUGUUCAGUGGUUUAUGAAAUACCCGAAUCACUGAUUGAAACUAUGACUAAAACUUCAACUAACAAAUACCGCAUGCCACUUGCACUGCCAAAGGAGCAAGAGCGAGAAGACAGCAAUUCUGGAGCUGAGCAUGAUUAUCCGGACAUGCGUGGCGUUGUGGCUGAGAUACAUAAGCCUCUCCUGAGAGAGGAAUUGCCUUCUGACAAACAAAGUGGUUAUCGUUCCGAUGACUCUGAUUGUUCAGUGGUUUAUGAAAUACCCGAAUCACGGUGUGAAGCAACGACUAAACCUUCAAGUUACAAAUACCACAUUCCACUUGCACUGCCAAAGGAGCAAGAGCGAGAAGACAGCAAUUCUGGAGCUGAGCAUGAUUAUCCGGACAUACAUGGUGUUGUGGCUGAGAUAAAUAAGCCUGCCCUGAGUGAAGAAUUGCCUUCGGACAAUCAAAGUGGUUAUCGUUCUGAUGACUCUGAUUGUUCAGUGGUUUAUGAAAUACCCGAAUCACGGUGUGAAACAACGACUGAAACGUCAAUUUACAAAAACCGCAUGUCACUUGCACUGCCAACGGAGCAAGAGCGACAGAACAGCGACUCUGGAGAUGAGUACGAUUAUUUGGACAUACAUAGCGUUAUUGCUAGUAAACAAAGGCAUCGCCCGACCGAACAGUUGCCAUCUCGCAAACGAAGAAGUUAUCUUUCCGAUGACUCUGAUAUUUCAGGAGAUUAUGAGAUUCCCGUAUCGCUGUCUACAGCAAUGCUCAAAACUUCAACUUCAUCCGAUGGAUCGGAAGAACCUACUGCAAAAAUUGGGAACACAUGUUUAAGGGAAAUAUCGCUGCUUUCAAAAGCAGAAACAAAACCACCACUACCAAUACUGUUAUCCAACUUAAGCUGUCCAGUAGAACCAGAGACACUUUCUUCAGAAGACAUUUAUUGCUCUGAUAUAGAAGUAUUAGAAGAUAACAUAUAUACAGAUAUUCCAUUAGGUAACCAAACGGAGCCAGAAUGCGAUGAAGUUUCGGAACAGGACAUAAAUAAUAUACUACAACCGAAUCAGACAGAGGAAGACUUCUAUAAAUUGACAGUAAUGCAGUUGUCGCAAUUGAUGAAUUAUUGCUAUUUGGAACACAUCGCUACGAUAUGUUACGAUAAAAGACUUGACGGCGAAUUCUUUCGUGGCAUUGACCUGAAAGUCUUAAAGCUCGAUCCGUUCAAUGCCACGGGCUUAGAGGUCACUAAAUUCCGCCAUAUCUUACAUGGUUGGAGACCGAUAUUAGAGUAGUACAAUAUACUUUCAAGAUCAUCGAUUUGAUCCAUAUUUCAAUCAAACCUUGUCCAGAAGAACAGUAGCCUACUUAAAAAUUUAGUAAUUAUCGUUCCGAUCACGUCACUCUGGUGGCGGAUCCGUGGUCUAGUGGUAACGCACUUGACUAUCAAUCCAGGGACCGCAGGUUUGAUUUCCCGUCGCAUCACUAAAUUACUAAUCGUCUUCCCGGGGUCGUUAAAUUGGGGUCCCGUGUGAAAGCGCUAUACACUGAUGCCCGGGGUAGCUCUAUCCAGGGUUACAUUUUGUAUGUGCACUAUGCUCCAACAACCUAAAAUGACUAACAAUCUUAACGGAGCUCUCGCCGAAUGGGCAAGGCCCGAGUGCGGGUAUAAAUAAGCUUACACACCCGAUCACUCGGAAAGCCCAGGAGAUUAUGAGAUUCGUGAAUCGCCGACUGAAGCAAAGGCUAAAAAUAUAACUUUAUCGGAUUUAUCGGAUAAACUUCCCUCAAAGAAGUGGGACAUUUUAAGGAGGGACCAACUGUCACUCCCAAAAACAGAAACAUAUCAGACACCAACAGCAAUGCCAUCUUUCUCGAGCGGUUCAGUAUAAUCGGUGUCGCAUACACUCUCUUCUAAAUGAACUUGAAGAUUAGAAGUAUUCGGUUAGAAAUUAUUUAUGCUGUUUUAAAUUUAAACCUUAUUAGAAAAUCGUCAUUGGACAAACUUGCUUUCUUGUCAAAACAGUGAUAUUUGUUAAACUGACGUAACAUGAUACCAAGAUCAAAUAUCCUGUUACGUUAAGUCACGAUGACUUAAAGGUUUCUUGAAAAAAAAAACUUAAACGAAAACAUGUCCUCACCACAUCAUUUGUCAAGUUUUUUCCAUUUUUUUUUCGAUGGCAUGAAUACAUAACGUAUAGUAUCUACUAAAAUUACUCUAAUUUUGUAACAAAUUUCGUUCAAAUGUGAAAGUCAUUAAUCGGUAUCAGUAGUUUAUAACUAUUUAUGAAUAUAAUUUUGGACAAACAAUAAUGGAAGAAGGUCCUCUGUUAGAAUCUUUAUCCGCUUGCACAGAUGCAAAGAUAUAUCGAUAUUUAGCAAAAAUAAGCGUAUUUGAAUUUACUAUGACAUAUACAGUAUUGCUAUAUAUCCUGUUUUAAUGCCUGAAUAAAUAAAUAAUAAAUCAGUUG
Messenger RNA from Mya arenaria, 4222 nucleotides. RefSeq lists its product as uncharacterized. The record is from RefSeq and is a predicted model, not a curated record. The transcript has 5 exons. Bases 80 to 3046 code for a protein of 988 amino acids. NCBI's taxonomy places the organism in Eukaryota, Metazoa, Mollusca, Bivalvia, Myida, Myidae.